Monopterus albus (swamp eel) is the source of this 2128-nucleotide messenger RNA. RefSeq names its product exostosin-like glycosyltransferase 2 (gene extl2). The record is from RefSeq and is a predicted model, not a curated record. Gene Ontology annotation, cellular component: membrane. The transcript is spliced from 5 exons. Gene Ontology annotation, molecular function: glycosyltransferase activity. The coding region runs from base 86 to 1144 and encodes 352 amino acids. Lineage: Eukaryota; Metazoa; Chordata; Actinopteri; Synbranchiformes; Synbranchidae.
ACAGCUCUUCGCUUUCAGACUCUUUGGCUAGUAGUCGGCAAACAUGGCGACCAUGUAGAGCGAAUUGUUUGCAGUUCCAGCCAAAAUGAGGUCAGUUUCUUUAGUUCGGGUCCGUAGUUGGUGCUUGGAGCUGCGGCGAACCUAUUUGUUUUGGCCAGUCCUGCUUUUCCUCUUGUUCGGUGCAGCCUUGACAGCUCUGCUGCCCCCUACGGAGGACCAAGGCGGUGUCCUGGGAGCUCUACGCCGGGCUACAUCACAAAAGGAGAAGCCUGCACAGAGCCACCAUGAUGACAGCACAGAGAGGGAGCACAGGUUCACCAUCAUUAUCCAGACUUACAACCGCACAGACCUUCUGCUCAAACUACUGAAUCAUUAUCAGGCAGCGCCUCAUCUCAAACGGAUUAUCAUAGUCUGGAACAAUGUUGGGGAGCAGACACCUCUGAAGUUAUGGAACUCCUUGGGGCCUCAUCCAGUUCCUGUGGUCUUCAAGGAGCAGACCAGCAAUCGGAUGCGCAACAGACUACAACUACUCCCUGAGAUAGACACUGAUGCUGUACUGAUGUUGGAUGAUGACACCCUGGUCAGCGUUCCUGACAUCAGUUUUGCUUUCUCUGUUUGGAAGCAAUUUCCAGACCAGAUUGUUGGGUUUGUGCCCCGGAAACACGUCUCCACACCAGGAGGAGUGUACAGUUAUGGCAGCUUUGAACUGCAAGAUCCAGAAACAGCCGGCGGUGACAAAUACUCCAUGGUAUUGAUUGGUGCUGCCUUUUUCCACCGCCGCUACCUGCAGCUCUUCCAGGACCAACCUCAGGCAGUACAUGCGCUGGUGGAUGAAACACAGAAUUGUGAUGACAUUGCUAUGAACUUUGCUGUAGCGCUGUAUUUGAAGAAACACUUUAAGUCGAUAGGCAGCAUUAACAAACCCUCUGGCGUCUUCAUCAAACCUGUGGACCUCCGCAACCUAGAAAACGAUGCCAGCAGUGGGUACCACGGCAUGUGGCAUCGUCCUGAACACCUUCUUCAGAGGUCCUACUGUCUGAACAAGCUGGUGCAGAUUUAUGGCAUCAUGCCACUCUCCUUCUCAAAUCUAAUGGUCUCCCAGUUUGGCUUCCCCAGCUAUGCUAACCACAAGAGUAGAGGCUGAGGAAAUGGCACAGUGCUCACUAUGGACUGAAUGAAGACUGAGUUUGGUUAAGAACACGUUGCCUGUUGUGUGAUCUGUAGCUGUAAACCAUGGGUUACCAAAUUUACAUUUUCAAGCUGUGAUUAAGAAUAUUCAGCUGGUGUGGUUGUUUUUCAAACCUUUGGCAUUUUUUUUUUUUUUUUUGCAUUUCAUGAUAAUGAGCAGUUUCACACUGGAAUCAGCACAGUAGUGAUGGACUUUCCUCCUCUGGACAAGAGCAAGGAUUGUUAAAGAAUUUUCUACUCAUGGACCAAUCAGAUGAAACCUCUGUAUCUAAUAAGUUAAUCUGUAUUGUUGCCAAAGCUGCCUUCCCUUCAGCCUAUACAACUCUCUCAGUGGAUUGUAGCAUAGUUACUCUAUAGCCAGCAGUUUAUUGUUCUUGGAUCCGAUCUGCCUUGUUUGCAACUGUGAUGUAUAGAACUAAUGCUUUUGCUUUUACAUGUACAUUUUUCUGUUGUGCUUUUAUACAGUCCCUACAACUUUAAAAGAAGGGUUAGAAGAUAGUGGUUUGCUUUAGCAACUUUUGGCCCCCAAAACUCCCCAGCAAAGUGCGAGUCUGUGAAUGAAUUAGAAUUACUGAAAGUAUUUUGUACAUUUAAAUCAAAUCUAUGCAUGUGUAGACAAUCAUUUUUUUAAAUGUCAAACUUAUAGGAAUAGACUAUCAUAUUAUCCCUUUAAAUAAAGCCAUGCACACUUUUCUCUGAACAGUAUUUGUAAAUGAAUUCACAAUUAUAUAAAUGAAUAAGAGAUUCUUUAAGACUGAAAGCAAGUGGUAUGCCAAAUCCAGGAGUCGGUGGUGUCCCUCUGACCAACAGUGAUGCAUUUUAAUUUUGUCAAUUAGUAUGGUUCCUUCACAGCUUUUAGUUUUAGUCUGUUGUCCUUUUCUUUGAGGUUACUCUGAAUGGCCCAAAUGACUGAUAGAGAGAAUAAAUACUUUGCAAAAUU